Molecule: messenger RNA, 1859 nt
Organism: Cucumis melo (muskmelon)
Lineage: Eukaryota; Viridiplantae; Streptophyta; Magnoliopsida; Cucurbitales; Cucurbitaceae
Product: probable nucleoredoxin 1
Exons: 3
Coding region: 116-1576 (486 amino acids)
Molecular function (GO): thioredoxin-disulfide reductase (NADPH) activity
Source: RefSeq, a predicted model, not a curated record
AAAAGUUAAUUUCUUUCUCACUAAGUUUGUGUUUCUCUGUUUAUUAAUAACUCAGUUCUUUCAUUUUCUUUUUGCAUAACGCAACAAUAUAAACCUAAGGAAUAAUUUCUUUAUUAUGGCUUUCGAUGCUGUUCAUGAUAUCAGUUCCCUCCUUUCCUCUGAGAGGAGGGAUUUUCUCAUUCGUAACAAUGGCGAUCAGGUAAAGAUCAGUUCUUUAAUUGGAAAGAGAGUUGGAUUAUAUUUCUCAGCAGGAUGGUGCCCUCCAUGUCGACUUUUCACACCAAAAUUAUCAGAAUUUUAUAAGGAAUUGUUAGCUAAUAAUUCUAAAAAUAAUGACUUUGAAAUUAUCUUCAUUUCUUCUGAUAGAGAUGCACUCUCAUUCAAAGCUUACUUCUCAAAAAUGCCAUGGUUGUCCAUUCCAUUUGAUGAUUUAGAGACCCAAAAGAAGUUGAAAAUAUUGCUUCAACUUAGAUCAAUUCCUUAUCUUGUUGUUAUUGAUGGCAAUGGCAAAGUUUCAAGUGAUGAUGGUGUGAAUUUAGUGAAGGAAUUUGGAGUUGAUGCUUAUCCUUUUACUGCUGAUCGAAAGAAGCAACUUCUGGCUCAAAAAGAAGAGGCUAAGAAAAACACUCAAACCAUUACUUCCGUUUUGGCUUCUGCUUCUCGCAAUUAUUUGGUUUCUAAUGAUGGAAAACAGAUUCCUGUCUCUAAGCUGGAAGGAAAAUUGAUAGGGUUGUAUUUCUCACUGCCUGGCCAUGAACAUUGUGAAGAUUUUACACCAAAAUUAAGUGAAGUUUACAACAAAUUGAAGAAGAAGGACGAGAAUUUUGAGAUUGUGUUCGUCUCUUUAGAAGAAGAAGAUGAAGAUUUAUUCGAUGAAGCAUUCGAAUCCAUGCCAUGGUUGGCAUUGCCUUUUAAGGAUGAGAAAUGUCAAAAACUAAAACUUUAUUUUGAUGUUGGUGAGAUUCCUGCUCUUGUUAUAACUGGCCAGGAUGGGAGGACUUUAAACCCCAACGCAGUCGACCUAAUCAAACAGCAUGGAAUUGAUGCCUACCCUUUCACUCCCAAGAAACAUGACGUGCUUCAUGGGAAGGUAGAAGCUUCUUGUGGUUGUGAUGGGUCGAAAAAUGACAAUGACAAGACAAUGGAGGAAACCAAAGAUGAGAAGGUAGAAGAUUCUUGCGGCUGUGAUGGGUCGUUGAAAAAAGACGAUGACAAAACGAUGGAGGAAACCAAAGAUGGCAAUGUAGAAGUUUCUUGUGGCUGCGAUGGGUCGUCGAAAAGAGACGAUGACAAAACGAUGGAGGAAACCAAAGACAGGAAGGUAGAAGUUUCAUGUGGCUACGAUGGGUCGAAAAACGAUGGAGACGAAAAGAUGGAGGAAACCAAAGAUAAGACAGUAGAAGUUUCUUGUGGCUGCGAUGGGUCGAAAAAUGACGAAGACGAAAAGAUGGAGGAAACCAAAGAUGGGAAGGUAGAAGUUUCUUGUUGUGGCUGUGAUGAGUCGAAAAACGAUGAUGAUCAAAAGAUGGAGGAAACCAAGGAGGAGAUCAAAGAAGGGUGUGGGUGCAAAGGAUAAAUAGCAUAUAUAUUCAUCAUCAUAGCAAAGAAUAUGGAAGUUUAUGAGUGCACACAUAUACACCUAUAAAACUUCUAUAUAAUGUGCUUCAUUUGCUGCCUUUUUUCUUAAGACUUCGUUUUUUGAAAUUGAAUAAAUCAGAGGAGGGUUGUAGUUUUAAGCAUUUCAAGACAUUUUUUGGUUUAGUUGUUCUAAUUUGAUGGCUUGAGCUAUAUCUCUCUCAGCUUGUAUGUGAUUUCUAUGGUUAAAAAGUCAUUCUCUAUAAUAUUUGUGAGUGUUAUUA